AUAUCAAAAAUAUAAUAAAUAUCAUUUAUUGUGGUGGGGAGCAUGGCAGAUUUGCCAGAUCUGUCGCACCUCACACCUGAGGAACGUGCCAUUAUUGAAGGUGUUAUGAUGCGACAAAAACAAGAAGAAGAACGUGAAAAAGAAAUUAUGAGGAGGAAACAAGACGAAGUACAAAUUUUAGAGGAAACAAUUCGUCAACGCUCUGAACAACAGAAGAAAGCUGGUAUCGAACUUGAUGCUACAUGUCAUAUCUGUUUAAAGACAAAGUUUGCUGAUGGUGUUGGUCACAUUUGUAAUUAUUGUAAUAUUCGAUGUUGCGCACGGUGUGGUGGAAAAGUUACUUUACGUUCUAACAAGGUAAUAUGGGUAUGUAUACUAUGUAGGAAAAAACAAGAAUUAUUAAGUAAAACCGGCCAAUGGAUGAACAAAGGUAGUGAUCCAAUAAUGCGACGUAUUGAAGCUGACAUGAAAGGUGGCAACUAUGGUGGUGGGGAUAAUAAUAACAUGACAAUGACAAUGAUGGGUCAUGAUGAUGUAAUGGGAACCGUCCUAGCAAACAAUCCAUCAGAUAAACGUCCAAAACUUGAACGUGCUCAUAGUGCUGCCGAAAAAGAGAACUUACCAUUAUUACAACAUUCUGGUACAACUGGUUUACGUCGACAAUAUUCACAACAAGAAACACAACAACAUUUAAUGCGUGGCGGUGGUGGGGAUAUGGGUGGGGAUGUUGUACAAACGAUCGGUGUUAUGCAUCAACAACGAAUACCACAAGAUACAUCAGCAUUACAUCAACAAUCCAUGUAUCCAGAAGAUGAUCCACAAUUCUAUCGUGACGAAUUGGAAGGUUUAAUGCGUACCCAUCCACAUUUAGUGCAUCCACAUCAACGAAGGUAUAUUUUAAAUCAACAAGAUCAACAACAACCGAUGGACGUUGUGCCACAUAAUCAACCACCGUUGCCAUCAACACGACAAAAAUUCCAACAUCAAAUUAUUAGUGGUGGCGGCGGAGGUUAUGGAGUUAGUGGUGGGGUUGUUGGAGGUGGAGGGGGUGAAAUCAUUAGUGGGGGUGGUAGUAAUAAUAAAAAACAUAAACGAAAUAGUAGUUUAACAAAGAAAUCAACAUCGUAUCAUCAAUAUUAUCAAUCAUCACAACAAUCAUAUCAAUCGCAACAAUCACAACAAUUAUCAUUUUCUAGUUCGGAGGAUGAGUUACGUUCAACACCUGAAUGUGCUAGUUGUGAUGAAAUUGACAAGGAGAAUGAUAAAGGUGACUGGAAUGGACGAUCAUUACAAGGUAAUAAUUUUCAAGAGGUAUACGAUAUGGUCGCUGAUCCGAAGCAAGAACCGCCGGUAGAAUUAGUGGUAUCAAGAUACAUGACACCUAGACGACCAACACAACAGACUACAUGGCGACAGCAUAAAGUUUCAUUUUCAGAUAUUUACGAUAAACCUAGUGUAAUGGUAACAUCGCCUGGAUCACCUGAAAUACAUGGUAUGGCACGAAAUCGAAGUCAUCAAUCUCGAAGAAUGAUGGGCAAUAAUCCAAAUGUGGGUGGUAAAAUACAAAUGAAAAUUGGUCAUGAUAGUGUUGCAUUAAAAUUAGUAAUAACAAUUGUUUGUGCGGUUGGUUUAACGCCGCGUACAAAUGGACAACCACGUAAUCCAUACGCAAAAAUAUUUUUAUUACCGGAUCGUAGUGAUAAAUCGAAACAACGUACGAAAACACUUGCUAAUACAAACGAACCACGAUGGAAUCAAACGUUUAUAUAUACCGGAUUACGUAAAACUGAUUUAAAAUUAAAAAUACUCGAAGUUACUGUUUGGGAUUAUGUUCGGUAUGGUGCUAAUGACUUCUUAGGUGAAGUUCUUGUAGAAUUAAAUGUAUGUCCGUUAGACGAUGAACCCGAAUGGUAUUUAUUAGUUGCACACGACGAAACAACAUUACGAACUCGACAUGAAUACGAAGGUGUUGAUUUAGACAUGACAUUAACGCCAACAGAUCAUUUAUCACCACCUAGUACAACAUCCCGAUUAUCCGAUUCGGAUACAACAUCUGAAUGUGAAUUAGAGUGUGAUGCAGAUCGAAUGCGAAGAGUGGCAGAUGGUGCAAGCAUAUCAAGUGUAGGGAGCUCAUCGAGCCCACCACCAGAUCCCGAGUAUACGGAUCGUCGGUCACGGCGUGAUAUGUCUCCGCAAGGUCGACAUAAAGCAGUUAGUAUGGUUUAUAAGGAUACACGAAUUUCACAAUCGCAACAAGCACAAUAUAAUAGACGGUCUGGUCAACAAACCGGUCCACCACAAAGAUCACAUUCGGCAGCACCAAGCGAAUCAAUAGGUAUGCAUCAAUCCAGGUCCAGAUCGAAAUCACCAAGACGUAUUGGAGAUCAUCGUAGUUUAUCACCGCCGAAAGAACGAAAUUGUCAGUAUAUGGAUGUAGUGAUGCCAUCUCAUGCCUAUGUGCCACGAUUUCAAUCACGUUCAGCAACAGCUACACCGACUGGAUCACCAAAGAAACGACAACUACCUCAAGUGCCACAAGCUUUACAGCGUGCCCUUAAAGAUCGUGUAACACAAGACCUUGAGGAUCGUGCGAAAGUUAUGCAAAUGCGUAUGAAACAAGUUCAAACUUAUCGAAGUACAGGAAUGGGAGGUUGGGAAAGACAUUACAGUGGUUUGAGUGAUAGUGAUUUGACCACACAUUCAGCUCCUAGAUUACGAUUAAGGCAUAGUGUAUCACCUGAAAAAGAAUUUAUAGCCGAUUUAGGUGAUAGUGAUAUGGAAUCUGUAGUGUCUGUAACAAGUAGCGCAUUUUCAACACAAUCCGAACGACCACGAGGCUCACGCGUCUUAAGUAGUGACUAUGGAAGUGGUGAACGAUGCAGUAUUGAACAACAACCAAGAUCUCAACAUAUUACGACAUUAGGUGGAAUGGAUUAUCGAGAAUAUCAUCAGAGUAAUAAUAAACGUGGCAAUUUUACCAGAAGUAUGUCAAAUGCAGAGGUACCUGCAGAUGAUAAAGCAGAUGGUAGCUUAAGUGAUGGUGCAUUAAGGCAUUUUCAAGGAACGGAAGAGCAACCACCGCGAAGGAAGGAGAGUUAUCGUAAUAAGGAAACUAGAGAGAAUAGAGAAUCACAUCGAAAUAAUAAUAAUUUUCAAAGUGGAAUGGGCAAGAAAAGUAGUUCAACAAGUCAAUUGUCAGCCACGGAAAACACAAGUACACAAGUACCAUCGAGUAAUAGAAAACGUGUAUCCCCCAGUAGCUGUAUACAGCGUUCUCAGGAAGUAUUUCCCGCAUCAGAUGCGGUACAACGGCCCUCAGGUAACGGUGAUCAGAGGGCCGCUAGUCUCAAUUCUAUAUCCAGCUCUGAAGGAUCGUCGUGGUCACCUUCUUUACGUCUAGCUGGUGAAGGUGGACAACUGUCGGAUUUCAUUGAUGGUUUAGGUCCUGGACAAUUAGUGGGCCGACAAGUUUUAGGUGCGCCAGCAUUAGGCGAUAUACAAUUAUCAAUGUGCUAUCAAAAAGGUUAUUUGGAAGUAGAAGUAAUACGUGCUAGAGGAUUACAAGCGAAACCCGGUUCAAAAGUAUUACCAGCACCUUACGUUAAAGUAUACCUCGUUAAUGGUAAAAAAUGUAUAGCAAAAGCGAAAACAACGACAGCGCGUAGAACACUUGAUCCUUUAUAUCAACAACAAUUAGCUUUUCGAGAACCGUUUCAAGGAUGUAUACUUCAGGUAACCGUAUGGGGUGAUUAUGGAAGAAUUGAAGGAAAGAAAGUAUUUAUGGGUGUAGCGCAAAUUAUGGUGGAUGAUUUAAAUUUAUCAAAUAUCGUAAUUGGAUGGUACAAGCUUUUUGGCACUACGUCUCUGGUUAGUGGUUCACUCAAUCUGGGAUUAUCACGACGUAGUUCUCUUGCUAGUCUAGAUUCAUUCAAGCUCUGA
Messenger RNA from Chrysoperla carnea, 3939 nucleotides. Its product is annotated as regulating synaptic membrane exocytosis protein 2-like. NCBI's taxonomy places the organism in Eukaryota, Metazoa, Arthropoda, Insecta, Neuroptera, Chrysopidae. Gene Ontology annotation, molecular function: small GTPase binding; transmembrane transporter binding. Gene Ontology annotation, cellular component: cytoskeleton of presynaptic active zone; presynaptic membrane. The transcript is spliced from 12 exons. The record is from RefSeq and is a predicted model, not a curated record. Bases 43 to 3939 code for a protein of 1298 amino acids. Gene Ontology annotation, biological process: positive regulation of synaptic transmission; regulation of membrane potential; regulation of synaptic plasticity.